AUGGUGCCACAUCCAAACAAGCAACAUUAUACGACAACUAACAUUGACUCGCAUACACAUUAUCUUGCCCGUGAUUGGCAAUCAAACGAAUCGAAUGAGUUGUUAUCUUUGAAACCAAGGAAGAGCAGCACACUUUGUUAUUUGAAGUUAUGGAUCUUACUUGUAAAUACGGAUUCGACGCUCCAUUUAUGCGAAAUAAUGUUUGGUGUUCGAGAUCAAAUGCAGUUAAUUCUACUUCUUCGAUUUCCUCAUUUUGUAAAUAAAACAAUCUAUAUUCGAGAAGCUGGUAACAUGCAAUCAAAGCCUUAUUCACCCUCACCCAUGAUAUUUUGUUACUAUCUCGAAUGA
Adineta ricciae is the source of this 348-nucleotide messenger RNA. The record is from the annotation of a GenBank genome assembly. NCBI's taxonomy places the organism in Eukaryota, Metazoa, Rotifera, Eurotatoria, Adinetida, Adinetidae.